Molecule: messenger RNA, 3562 nt
Organism: Selaginella moellendorffii
Lineage: Eukaryota; Viridiplantae; Streptophyta; Lycopodiopsida; Selaginellales; Selaginellaceae
Product: AP-5 complex subunit beta-1
Exons: 2
Coding region: 20-3520 (1166 amino acids)
Biological process (GO): endosomal transport
Cellular component (GO): AP-type membrane coat adaptor complex
Source: RefSeq, a predicted model, not a curated record
UAGGGUUCUUCUAGGGGAUAUGGCGGACAGGAAGAUUUCUUCACAGGACUGGGAGCAGAUAUUUCAGGAUUUCCGGGGCUCGAGCGAUGCUCGCGGGCGAUGGCUGUCGUUCUACACGCCCGCGGGGCUCGUGGAGCAGGCAUUGCAAGCGGUGGGAUCCAAGAAGGAUUUUGCGCUCAAGCUCCAGACGCUCGCGUUUCUGGAUGAGAAUGCGGCGCUGCUCGUGGCGGACGAUGCCGCGGCACUGGAUCUACUGCUGGACACGCUGCGAUCCACGCUCCAGGCCCCAUCUUCCGCCGAUGGGAACUCCUCCUCGUCCUCGAUCAAGGAGCAGAUGAUGGUCACUGUGACGUCCACCAUGGUGAGCAUCGAUGCGAUCGGCAGCUCGCCGCGCAGCCUGGAGAUUCUGGUGGAGAUGCUGCUCGUCUUCAUCAAUCGGCCAAACCAUUCCAGCGAGCGCCAUCUCCGAGCCACUGCGUGUGAGUGUCUACGCGAGCUAGAAAAGGACUAUCCCUGCCUUCUCCAUUCCAGCGCUGGCCAUCUCCUAGCGCUGUGCCAGAGCGAGCGGACUCACGCGGGCCAAGCUUACACGCUCCUUCUCACCAGCGUUCUUCGCAACAUAGCACUCUACAUGCCUCUUCUACGAUCUUUCUACGCUGGUACGUACUCCAUCCUCUUCACCACCGUGCCUUUGAUCCCAUUCUCAAUCUCGCCAUUCCUCAGCAGUGUUUCUUCUCGCUCCUCGUCACCCGCAGUUUUUUCCUCGUCCAAGGAUUUCUCCGAGGAAUGCAUGAAAGAGUUUCGUAGAGUGAUAUCUUUCCUCCUCGAGAAGCCGAGUCUCUUAACCGAGUGUGGGGUGGCCGAGUUUAUAUCCGAUGUGUGUCGCACAGCCAGCUGCUUGGACUUGCAACCCAGCUUGCUCAAGAUCCAGUUCUGGAACCUCUUGCAUUCUUUCAGUCCGAUCUCCUGCCAUGGCUUUCUCACCAUCCUUGCUCGCUUCCCUGAUGCUUUCGAAGGAGAAGAGUCGAUCGUAUACAAGCGUCUUGUGUUGUUCUCGAGAGAGCUCUCUCAGCCGCUCACUGUUCGUCUCCUGGCCAUACACUGGCUGCUGGGCGUCGAGAACUUGGUCACCUCCAGAGGCAGGGAAGGUGUUCUUCCGCUGGUGGCGAAGUCACUCUACCCGGAAGCUUUUGAUCCGCUCUCGCUCAAGGCCGCAAAGCUGGAGUGCCUCGCUCGCUUUGCAGUGGUUUUCGACAGGCAGCAGCGAGAAGGCUCUUCCGAGAACUUUGUCCGCGUCAUGGUCCAGGAAGAUGCGACGGACAUGGCCAGCAAGCUCUUGAAGGACGGACUGGUGUGCUUGUCAUCUUACAAGUGGCUUCCUCCGAGCAGCACAGAGACGAGGCUGCUGUUCCGGACACUUCACAGGUUUUUGGUUUCCGGAUACGAGCAUUCUUCAAAGGUGGUGGCGGUGUUGGAAGAUGGUGAAGCUCUGGUGGACUCUUUGCUCUUCAGGUCUCUACAGGAUCACCUCGUCAGAAUGGCUAGAACUGUGAGGAAACUCGUGGAUAGAAUCCUCGCUCUGCUGGACAGGUUUCUAAGCUGUGAGGCUCAUCACGGCCUCGGUGAGCGGCUCUUGAGAACUUUCAGUGAGGAUCUGGUCCCUGCUCUUCCUUCGAAUUCGCAGCUCCCGGCCUACUUUCCGUUGAUGGAGAGGAUUGCAGAGAGUGGCAAGAUUCCUCCCAGAGCGCUCAUCAAAUCCCUCGAAACUUAUCUCAGGUUCAAGGUUGGCAAGCACUCUGGGAUUAACGCUGCGAAUUACUGGCUCCGAGGAAGCGAGGUUCUGGCCAUCUGCCGAACUCUGCUUAUGCAUCACCAGAGCUCGAGAGUUUUUCGCCGGCUGACAGAGCUCUUUGGAUAUCUGUGCCUCUACUUUCCAGACAUCGAGGUUCGAGACAAUGCAAGGUUCUACCUCCGGAUGCUGAUAUCAAUCCCAGGAAAUCGUCUGCGGGAAAUACUUACGUACGGAGAAAGCCAGACAGAAGAUUCAAAGCCACAGCUGCUGCAUGUGUCCUCGUUUCUGGGAUCGCCAUCGCCUCGAGUCUACCUGGGAAAGAAGGCGUCCAUACAGGUCUCGUCCUUUAUCCAUCUCACCCGAGAGACUCCACUGCUGGUGCGAAGCUCGUGGUCUCUGGUGCUGCACGAUACUUUCCAGCCCAUUCUGGAGCCUGUCACGGCAGAAGAUCAGAAGCCGACAGCAGCAGAACCAGGUAGUAGCCUCAUCGCAAUAACCGACGACGAAGUUCCUGGCGACUCGGAUCAUCCAACUUCGGACAAUGUGCUGCGUAUGAUGGAUGCAAAGACUGCGGAUACUCUCGCAGUUCUUCGAAGGCACUUCUCCGGGGUCUCGGAAUCGGGUGUGAAGAUCCAGGUGGUUUGCCGGUUGAAAGUGAAGUCACUGGAAGCAGCAACAGAUAACGUGGACGCACAAAACUUGGCUGCCAUAUAUGCUGCGGUCAUCAGCUUCUCGACAAGUGGCUUGUAUGGGCCUAUACCGCUAGUCCGUGUUCCAUUCCUCCUGAGCGAGCCUUCACACAAGCCAAAGUCUUCGGUGACGAGUCCGACCGCCAGUACCACGUCCGAAGGAACCGAACGAAGAGUUAAGUUUCUGGAGCCGCCGCGAUCAAGCCAUCCCGAGGAGCAAACAGUCGAAGCACACAAGUUUGGCAAGGUGGUGACGAUCGUGCUGGAGCCCCAGCAGCCGGUUCCAACUUUGGUCGACUGCCACAUUGCUUUCACGGACGAGGACGCUCAGACCGUUCACGGGCAACUGGACAGCAUUCCAGUCGGCAUCGAGGACCUGUUCAUGAAGCCGACGGUGCCGGCGAGCGUCUCCAACGAGCCGGAGUAUCUCCUGAGCCUGUUCAACGCGCUGUGGUAUGGGUGUAGCGGACCAGGGAAGCUCGGGACGGAGAUCUUUCUCUUGAAGGAUGGAAAGCAGGGGCUGGGCUUGCAGGGCUCGGAGUCCGUCAAGCUCCUGGAAGCUCAAGCGGACAGAGUUUUCUCGGCCGUGGAGAACUACUUGGCUGGUUUCGUGGUGUCCGUGAGCGGGACUUCUCUCAAGGAGAUGGCGAGAUACAGUGGAAAGUUUGACAAGAGCUGCUGGAUCGAGGAGCCGUCUUGCUCGAGGAGCUCCUCGAGCGCUUCUUCGCAAACCGAGCUUGACAAAGUCGACGAUCACGAGCAGCAGCAGCAGCAGCAGCUCUUGGAUCAUCCUCACCACGAUCCAUUCUCUCUGGAGAGCGAUUUGCUGCUCGCGAGCGAAGAGUCCGCCGGCGGAGAAGAGCUCGGCUGCUUCAUGGUGCUCGUUUUCCUUCCUCCAAGGUACCAUUUGCUCUUGAGAAUGGAGGUCUCGGAUUGGUCUACCUUGAUUCGCAUUAGAACAGACUACUGGCCGAGCCUAGCUCACGUUGACGAAUUCCUCGAAUCGUUCGUUAUCCCGAGAACAAAGAUGGAUUUCUAGAGCGCUCCACAUUUUUUGGAAUAAAAAAGAGGGCAGAGAAGA